Priapulus caudatus is the source of this 1226-nucleotide messenger RNA. Its product is annotated as dyslexia-associated protein KIAA0319 homolog. The record is from RefSeq and is a predicted model, not a curated record. Lineage: Eukaryota; Metazoa; Priapulida; Priapulimorpha; Priapulimorphida; Priapulidae. The transcript has 4 exons. Gene Ontology annotation, cellular component: plasma membrane; cytoplasmic vesicle. Bases 134 to 652 code for a protein of 172 amino acids.
UUUGCCUUUGGAGGUAAAAGUUUGGAUUGGAAAAAUUUUUUUGGUGUAAAAUUGCUGCUGGUGUUGUCAUAUAAUUAUCGUAAGCGUGUUUAGUCAAAAAACAUAUAACGACCUUUGUUUCUUACUUGACGUGAUGAUUGUUUCAAGUUCUCUGAUAUCGGUGCUUGUCUUCUGUUUUCAAGUUGCCGGUUAUUCAAGAAAGGUCCAGGCUAAGAGAAGGUCACCAUACACACAAGAAGAAGCACACUGGUUAGCAGAUGAAGGGUCAGGUUGCCCUCUUGAUGACCCAGACUGCUUCGAUAGGCAAAUGUCAUCUGGAGAUAACCGUUUAGACUACCCGCCAGUGGCGGUAGUAGAGAGGGACAUGAGCAUAGAUUGGCUGCAGCUUAAGCCUGUGAUUUUGUAUGGAAAUGCAAGUACUGAUGACCAUGGAAUAGUCAGCUAUCUGUGGGCUAAACUUCAAGGUGGAGCUGUAACAAUGCAGGGGAUUCAUACGCCGUUUCUUCACAUAUCGGAUUUAGAGAGAGAUGCUUACAUCUUUAGCUUGACAGUGACAGACACCAAUGACCAGCAGUCUUCUGAUGUUGCCCGAGUGUUUGUGAGAGGUGGUAAGUUCUUACACCAAAGCAGGUUAUUGAUAGCCAAGCGUUAAAAAAUAGAUUUAUCGCAGUCAGAGAUCAGCAAAGUAGCACAGUAGUUGUAGUUGGUGCCUAUCUGUAAAUAGAGUUGCUAGCUCACUUGUGGUUUUUGUGGCUCUUCGGCGAAUCAGCUUUUUCACGUGUUUUGCCGACAAGUAUUUAAACAAUGUAAAAAAAUACUAGUGUGGGUAGCGUUGCUGUACGUGUUUUCUGCCGGGUAAAUUGAACCUUUGCACCAAGUGUUUUCGUUUGGAAGAGCCGCAGUAUGUGUGCUUGAAGUAAUAGUGCUUGAAACUUUGACCACACUUUGUGAACAACCUCGUUGCAGAGGAACUCUGCAUUUGUUCUGCAUUCACCUAAAAACAUUUUCCCACACAUGAUAAACUUUGAUAACACAGCACAUCACUGUGUCAUAUUAAACUGGAUUGUUUUUGAUAGUUGUAUGGUGGUAAGUUUGAAGAGAACUUUCAGCUCUGUGAUGAGAUCUUUACAGAUGCCUGAUUGAAAUGGACACACGUUAUGCAUGUUGAAAAAUUAUGUGGACAUAAAUUAAUGGGGUUUGCUUCACAUCCGAUUUGAACUGAGAGA